UCGAGCGAUCUGGUUGGCAUCCGCGAGACUCGCCGAGCCGGACUGUGGCACACUCGUACCCCGCGCGUCCUCGUAACCGCGUGACCACCGCGCUCCGCAGGAGUGCUCCACUCGGACCGAGCCAUCCCUCGCCGACUUCUGCACGCGAGAGCCCCUACUCGCGAGGAGUUUUGUGACGGUUCGCGAGCCGGUUGUUUGGUGAAUUCUCUGAGUGAUGUGCGCGACAACGUCGAGCCGCCGCCGCCUGGAGAUGCUCGUCCUCGGCACCUGCCUGGCCGUCCUGUGCGCCUCCUACGCUCAAGCACUGAGGCCAAAUUCAGCAGUGGACAUCGAGCCAAAGGGUCAAGUUGCGGUACGACUUGGAGAAAGCUUGAAGAUCCUCUGCAAGACGGACUCGGCUCUGAGAGUAUGUCGCAUAGAAAUUCCCGGGGAGAACAGCAUAAUUCUCUCACCUGACCAACCAGCUGAAGAUGGCAUCGAGUACUAUGGAAACGGCACGCAACACGGCCAGUGCGGAGUUCUCAUCUCCAAAAUAAUAGAGAAACACGACGGUAUCUUCAGAUGCGCGCUGACACCGAUGGACGUCCGGACCGAAAUCCUGUCCACUUUGAAAAUUGUAGUAGCCAAGCCUCCUGGGAACCCGGAGCUCUUGGUCAGCCCUGGGUUAUAUGGACGAAACACGUACAAAAAGGGCGAGAAGCUGCAAAUCAGCUGCAGCGCUCCAUCGGGUCGACCUGCUGCUAAUGUUUCCCUCUACUUAGACGACGAGCCCAUCGGCAACGAGGAAAGGCCCACCAUAUACGACUCCAACAUCGAUGACAACUCGCUGGCCGUCCAAAAUGUAUCGCGAAGUCUCGAUUGGACGGACAAUGGAAAAGUUCUUCGAUGCCUGGCCAAUCACAUCGCCCUAGACCGACCGAAGGAAACCAGCCUGCAGCUUAACGUUUACUACCCGCCGCAGCCCCAGCCGACGAUCGAACGUUUUGGAUACGUGAUUGGACGACAAGGAAUCGUGAACGUGACCGUCUACGCCAAUCCCAGGCCGCAUUUCCUCUGGAGAGUCAACGACGAGAAGAUCAACCUGGGGAUGCCCGACGAGAGCAACCGCAUCGAGACCUCCACUGCCGUUGAGUUGGGCAGGGGAGCGUGGAGCGUUAUCCUGAGCAUCGACAGCGUCCAGAAGUCCGACACGGAGAAGGAGUACAUCCUGGAAGCUCGCAACGACGAAGGAGCUUCGGAAUAUCGAAUCGUGCUAUCAACGUCUUCGGAACCAGCCGGCGUUGACCUCGACGCUGGAUCCAUCAUCGGAAUCGUCGUCGGAGUCCUGGUGUUAAUCCUGAUCGUAUUCCUGGUCAUUUUUGCCCGUGCGACUGGCCGCUGGUGCUUCGCAGCGAGGCGUAGAGGCGAUGAGGAAGCAGUCGGCGGCACUGGUGCCGGAAGUGAAUUGCACAUCACCCCCGGAGACGACGAAGACGAGCACGAAGACCCUCAUAUCAUUGACGAAAAGAUACCCCACGGAGGCCAGGAGAAUCCCAUUCACGCCAGCACCGAGUACGUCAACGGACGCACCGACGUCAAGGACAUCAAGAAAGACGAGAAGACGGACACCCCCGUCUAAUGCGCCCCCGUGAACGCGGUCUUUCAAUUUCGAAUGAUAAUUAAGAUAAAUGCGAACAACGCCAGAUAAGGAGGAAACGUUGCACCGUGUGCAACCAGGACGGGAAUACUCGUUUCCCAGCUGACCUUAAGCACGUAAUUGUCGUGGAAAUCGAGUACGCUCUGCGAGGCGUACUCGACGUACAGCGGUCGACCAUAAGAUACCGACCUUCGUAAUUAGAGCACUGAAAGGUUAAUAGACGCAUUCUGGAAGUCUCGGGUGAUCUAAGAAAAUUUCCAGAGACGACUCGUCGUGUACUCGUUCUUCAUACGUAAUGCCUACUUGAUUGAUAUCCGCGUUGGGUGGCUAUGAGUAACAGAGAUGCGGCUCUGGUCUGAUAAAAUCUCGGGUUUGAUGGGCGAAUCGAAGACGUUUUAGAGUAACUAGACUAAAAUGUGGGGUUUCAUUAAUAAAUGGGAAUUUUAAGCUGGAGAGAAUUUCUUAUCGGAUCGGAGUGGCAUUUCCUGAUGAUUGAGAUGCGAAUCGAGACGUCGACGUCGUGGUCGAUUUUGAGAUCGCGUGCUCAUCUCGACAUAAAUUUAUGAACUAUUGUGAGUAGUUCCCAUGUGCCAGCGGUCUUUUUUAUCCAGCGUUUAUUCAAUUUUCAAUUGCCACCGGGCUAGCGCAUUUCACGUUCGCGUAUUGCAUGUAAUUUCUUUUUAUUAAUCGAUGUAUGAUUUCGGCGUUAUUAAUUUUAGUUUAAUUAUAGGGAGGGACAUUCCGUCUAGAGUUGCUAGACCCUACAAUUGUAGAGCCUCCACAGCGUCUUUUAAAUUUCGCAUCACACGCUAUGCACAUUUAAUUAGAAUAAUCUGCGCGCAUUAAUAUCGAGGUCUAAUGUCACGGAAAAAUUGUCAUUGUCGUAGGUAAUACGCGUGCAUUGUCGGUUACCGUCCUGGGGAUCUGGAAAAUCGUGAUAGUAGAUCCGUAGAAAUCUGUCAUUUGUUUUCAAUGCGCUGCAGUUGCCAUUUUUUGCUUCAUUUGACACUCGACGGAUUUGAAGAUAAGAAGUAUCUCCAUACUUGAAAAACUUCCGGCCAUAAUUUAUAAAUAUCGCGACGACGUGUCGUGACUCGAAUUAUGGAAAUGCGUAACCUGCGGCCGAUGACAUCUCGAGCGGUACUUCUUUGAAGUGCGUGUGUACAUAGUUCAUCCAUCGACGUCGCAUCGUAAAAAUGGCAUUCUCUGUGGCCCAAUGCGCCUUUUCGUAGAGUGAACCGCAAUGAAGCAAAGCGAUUUUCGUGACUCAGCAAAGAAAAAUAGCAAACUAAACAAGGACGAAUUCACAACGGGGUAGAAACUGCUUCAAUUAGUAUUUUUCCCGAACAACUUUUGGAUAUACCUCUUGAAGCGGUAUUUUACCCAACUCUAAUCAAAGUUAGGAACGUGAACGAGCUUCAUGACCCUCGAGUACUCUCUUUAGAAGAUACGGAAACUUCACUUCAGCGGGAAACGUAGAGCUGGAGAUAAGAAAGGCUCAAAAUUAGCGAAGGAAAAGUUUAAAAUCGCCUAAAAUUGGAUCUGAAAGUAAAUUUGUUAUCCGAUUACUGUUAUUUAUAAAUUCUGAAUCUCAUAGUAUUUAAUUUCCCAGGUAGUCGAUAUCAGAAAACAAUGCUCCUCCGUUAUCUUGCAAACCAUGAAAAAUAAGCGAGAAUCGUUGUGUCAUAUUUAUUUUUACAUUGAUUUCAUGACUCCAUAUAGAUUAAAAAAAAAAAGUUGCGCAUGUAAAAUGUAUAACGAAAAUUCUACUCGAGCUCGUACACAUGCCUAACCGUCUGUAUAGCAUUUCAUUAACGACUUUAUAAAUUUUGGGUCUAUCGUGUAAUAAAUCAUAAUCUUUUCUGCAGAUCUAAAUGAACAAUCGAAAGGGUGUCCAAGCUACCUAAAAUCGUUAAUGCAAUGCAAACUCGACGCAAACUACAACGUUCAUGUGCGAUGGCGUUAAAGAAAGAGUUAACAGCGGAUAACAACAUAACUUUAAGCGUCUCGUUAGGGAGGAAUGUGCAUCGCCCGUCAUUUUGACGUCUCUCGGCGAGAUGUCAUUAAUAUUAAGAAGUUCGCAGGUCAUGCCGACACCACUCAGCGCGAACUCUAGCUGAAUCUCACUAGCGUAUACAAAUCAAACGUCAUAUUUCGCCGUUUUUUCCGAGGACAUUCCACGAGCGAUGACAUAUUGGGAUGUGUCAACGGUAGACUAGAUUAAUAAUACUCGCGUUUGUACCGCGGUACGACAUACUACGUGCGAUCAAUGCUUUUUAGGUAAGCGAAUUACAUUCCGUAAAAGUAGCUCCUCGCCGACCUUUAUAAAACCUCCCAAAAGCACACAUCCCAUCUCUGCAACUUAAGACCUUUCGGUCAGUAUUAAUUGUUUCAUGAUCUGACCUUAGAACGAGGUCUAAUCUUUCUACGUUAUCGUAGGAGCAGCUAUGAAAUCCAGUCCAUUUACUUUCCUGAGACUGCCUUUGCGUUAGUCAGGACUGCAUUCGCUGUGACCCACCUAAAUGCAUUGCAGUGUACUUCGCUUCCGUGAGUGACACAAUUUCUUCGGCGUUAAAGCACGAGUUUCGAUCUUUGACUCGUAACGUUUGAAAGAAUGGUGCUUUAACCAAGAAGGAGGGACUCAAAGGAACGAAGGGCGAUUUGCAUUUGUGGGGCGGGAAGAAAUGUCUUACGAUCGAAUUGUUCAGUUCGAGUCCCGAUAAUAAUUCCUGAUCUUCUAUUCGAAUUAUAAAGACAUUGCACUACAUAUGUCUGAUCAUAAAAGAAUCAUUGAAAUUAAUCGAACUGGUCCAAAAGGACUUGGAUAAAUUUUAAUCAUUUCAUACCGUAUUUCGCAUUUAGAGCGUAAUUUUAUUUAUUCAUAUUUAUUUAUUAAUGCAAGAGUAUUAGUCCAACCCAUAAAUUUAAAAUAGAGGAGUGGGCAUUUCCCUUGCUUUGGCAUUGUCCUGUUGUUGUAAUGAAAUUUUGUAUAUGUCAGCAAAUUAAUAUGAUAUUUACACGCAUUUGCCUAUUCACUGAUCUGUGUUCAUUGCAACUCGUAUGACACCAUUUUCUACAUAGAUAACAAAUUUUCUUGCAGCGACUGUACAGUGUCAAUCCAUUAACCAUAACCUGCCGCAUUAUUACCGAUAACGCAUUGUUAAUGACAAUUCUUCUCAAGCGAAUGCAGUUGAUGAUAACUCUACAGUAUUUUCACACUAUACACUAAAGUUCUCUACACUAACGAGUUUACUUUACUUCAUGAUCGGGUUUUAUUAUCCUUAACACACGUACCCCGGAAUUAUUCACAAAGCAUCAAAGGCCCUUAAUUCAGAAUCCUUUACCAAUCAAUCAUUGUAAACCUCAAAUCGCCGAGUCCAAUGAGAGAGAUUCUUAGUGAUUUACGUUAACCAUUCGGAAGCUUCGCGUUUCUUAUUAUUCUCGACGACAAUAAACGUUGUUUGUACUUUUCUACGGGGUGAAUUUUACUUAGCAAACGCUAAAGCGCCACGUUGCUGAUAAGCACCCAAUCGAUUUGUUAACGCCAACCCUUCCAAAAUCCGCACACCACGCCUAAACUUACCCACUCGUCGUUUACACGAUUAAUCUCUAUCCCACUUUUACAAAGAGGGGCAUGCAUCCGGCAAAUUCGCUGAAUUUGUCGAAUUUUUCUCCUCCUGCCGGCGAUGGCGAGUAUAUAUAAAUAAAUAUGUAUGUCUGCAAAUUUGCCGGCAGCCCGCCCGAAUUACUGCGUGUUGUAUAUACAAAUAUAUAAAUAUAUAUAUAUAUGAAUAUAUGAAUAUAUAUUAUAAAUAUUACGGAUAUGAAAUUAAAUAAUAUAGUAUUGAUAUAUUCUGCGUCGAGGCACUUGGCUUGCAACUCGUAAAUAUUUCCGACAUCUAUUUAUUAAUUUGCAUCCCAAAUGCCGAAGACCGGUCGUUAUUCGUAAUCGAGGGGAAAUAAUAAGGAAGGAGAAGAAAGAUUACAGUUUACUUAAUGGUUAACUAUCUCACGAGAGUAACGCGUGAAAGAGGGACGGAGAUAAGAAAGAAAGAAAAAAUAGAUACGUGGAUGUAUAUUGCCUAUAGGUACUCGUAACGUGUUUGCGAUCAGAAUGUUGUUUAUAACCUUUGAUAUCUGCGCUGGUGAACCACAUUUUUCAAUCUGGAUAUCGAACUAGCGUAGAUCAGCCCGAAAACGAAUCGCAGCUACUUAGGGUAUAACCAAGAUGAGUGAGAGAGAAAACGAGAAAUACAAAUGGAAUGAAUGGCUGAUAAAAGUAUGCGAGAAAGUCCGAGCGCGAGGGUACGGUGUAUCUGAAAGUUUUUUCGAGACAUACGUCGUGUAUGGAUUUUUUAUAUGCAUAACGUAGGACCACUCGGUUUUUUAAUGUUUUACAAAGUACAGCAAUCAGUUGACCGAUUUGGGAACGAUCGCAGACUGGAGAUUGCGAGCCUUUAAAUGUGUACUCGAGCACCGCAUUAUCGGUGUAAUCACUGCAAGACUAACUCCGUUUGAACAGGUCCAAAUACGUGGUAAUAAAAAUCACGAAAUUAACACUGCCAUGAAACACCGCAGACCCCAACAUAUUUCGUAGAAGAAAGAUAAACGCUCAUUGACGUUAUCAAUUUUUUCCCCGGAAAAAGAUGAGGUAUAAACAGGGCGAGGCUAAUUACGCGUCGACUUGGAGGACUUUAAAGCGUUUUCGAAUUUUUAAUAGCCUUUUCGUCCCUCUAUUUUCUCGGAAAAACUACGAGAACGUCAGGGGAGCAAGACUGUCGACGAUGCGCACCAUUUGAUUCGUUUGACUUGGGCGAACUAAUUAAUAAAAUCAAUCGAUCACCACGCAGGGCUACCGAUACUGAACUGGACGCGAGCAAGAUCCAUACGUUAAUGUACAAAGGUUCAUUGUGGUACACACAUACACUAUGAUAUUACUAUACUUAUUUCGUAAUUAGUUUAAUUAUCCCAGUAUUUGUAACGCUAAUUACUUAAAUUCCCAUGGUCAUGCUGAGACACUUUAGGUAUAUACUUUGCGCAGACAUUGUCUAUUCGGAGAGUACGGUGUAAGGAUAUCUCGCUCGAAGCGCGAGAACUCGAGGAUCGAGAGAGAAAUUUAUGAAACUCACUUUCGCCGAGAGGUGACACUAUAUUGUAAGAGCAUGAUCGUUGGCCAUACAAUGGAGUACAUAUAUAUAUAUUAUAUAUAUAUAUUUAUGUUAUAAUGUAAGGUAAUGUAAUUAUCGAUAUACGGUUUCCUGGAAAUGGUGUUCUCUGAAAGACGUUUCGAGGCCGGACCACGCUUGUUGCGCAAGAACUCUUUGUUGUUGAGUGAAAUUUUACUGGGAGUCCAAAACCAUUCGCAAUCGAAGUCGCCCUUUCGAGCGCGGUUCACGUUUUUUUUCUUUUUUUUUUUUUUCCAAAGCCGAUCACGAUAGCACGUAGUGCAUACCGCGUUCCAAGAUCGCGUGCACACUUUACACGACAAAGAAUUCAUUGCAACAAUGCCCUAACAUGGCCGUAGUAUUUCGAGGCCGUUUAAGGAUAAUUCAAGGGCAACUACGAAGUUAAUGUCGAUUUAAGGAGCCGGUGAGAGGAAAUUAAAAGACGCACUUGCGACCGCGUAAGACGAAUUGAAAAGUAAGAGAAAAUUUUGUAUCUGUACUUGUAGAUACAAUGCAAUAGGCAAGAGUAAAUCUUAUUAAGGAUUCAAAUGAAAUUAAUAUAUAGAGAACUGUAUGUAAUAAGUAUAAGUUCAUUCAUCGCUAUGAUAUUAUACUAGGUAUUAUAUGAUUUUUAAAAUAAAACAUUUGUUUUAAAUACAA
Orussus abietinus is the source of this 7461-nucleotide messenger RNA. RefSeq names its product fasciclin-3 (gene Fas3). Gene Ontology annotation, molecular function: cell adhesion molecule binding. Gene Ontology annotation, cellular component: cell-cell junction. The record is from RefSeq and is a predicted model, not a curated record. Gene Ontology annotation, biological process: cell-cell adhesion. NCBI's taxonomy places the organism in Eukaryota, Metazoa, Arthropoda, Insecta, Hymenoptera, Orussidae. The transcript has 8 exons. The coding region runs from base 215 to 1618 and encodes 467 amino acids.